Neltuma alba is the source of this 1983-nucleotide messenger RNA. Its product is annotated as transcription factor DIVARICATA-like. NCBI's taxonomy places the organism in Eukaryota, Viridiplantae, Streptophyta, Magnoliopsida, Fabales, Fabaceae. The record is from RefSeq and is a predicted model, not a curated record. The transcript has 2 exons. Gene Ontology annotation, molecular function: DNA binding. The coding region runs from base 627 to 1529 and encodes 300 amino acids.
CCAAUCACAACUCAGUGCCUUUGACCUAUCUUUCUCUGUCCGGUCGUCCUUUUUUCAGUAGUCGAUCGUUGUCUCACGAGCAGUACAAAGAGCCGACACAUUUCUGAAGUUUGCUCAUGGUACUUCCUGCUUAUUUCUGAUGGAUUCUCUGAGCUUCAUUGCUGUUCCAAAUUUCUCUCUCAUUUUCUUCAAUCCAGAACCCCUCUAUUCUACCAGUUCCAAUUAUUGACUAUCACUGUCUAAGCCUCAAACAUUGCUAUUCUCUGCUCAUUUUCGGUGUGGGUUUUGGCUUUUCCCAUUGUAGAUCUAAGCACGUUUGGGGUUUAUGCUUCCACCAUUGACUUGUUGAUUUGGGAAUUUUUUUCCCUUGGGUUUUGGGAAGAAAGCCUGUUCUAGAUUCCCAGGUUUUGUGGGUACGUGAAAAGGGCAGCAGAUUCCCUUCCAAUUUGCAUAUUGGUUAAAUUAAAUGCUUUCUUUGGCCAUAUGAAGCCUCUCCAGAGCCCUUCUGCAUUUCUUACUCUCUCAGCCUUCUCUCUCUUUGGAUUUUCAUCAAAGAGAGAGAGUGUAUUUCUCUAACAUCCGCUUUGGCAUGCUUUCUUGCUGCUGCUUAGAAUAUAUCUAGAACAAUGAACAGGGGAAUUGAAGUACUCUCUCCAGCCUCCUACCUCCAGAACUCUAAUUGGCUGCUCCAGGAAGGCAAAGGAACUAGAUGGACUCCAGAAGAGAACAAGCGAUUUGAGAACGCUUUGGCUCUGUAUGAUAAGGAUACAUCAGAUCGUUGGCUGAACGUGGCAGCCAUGAUUCCAGGCAAGACUGUGGCUGAUGUGAUCAAACAGUACAGAGAACUGGAAGAAGAUGUGAGUGUCAUUGAGGCAGGGCUGUUCCCAAUCCCUGGGUACAGUAAUAGUUCUUUCACAUUAGAGUGGGUCAAUGGCCAAGGCUUUGACGGGUUCAACCAAUUUUAUACUUCUGGUGGAAAAAGGGGUACCCCAACUAGGCCUUCUGAGCAGGAAAGGAAGAAAGGAGUUCCAUGGACUGAAGAGGAGCACAGGCAAUUUCUGAUGGGGCUCAAGAAGUAUGGCAAAGGGGACUGGAGAAACAUCUCUCGCAAUUUUGUGACCACAAGGACGCCGACUCAGGUUGCGAGUCAUGCUCAGAAGUAUUUCAUCAGGCAGCUUACUGGGGGGAAAGAUAAGAGGAGAUCCAGUAUCCAUGAUAUCACAAUGGUCAAUCUCCAAGAAACUAAAUCUCCUUUGUCAGAUAGUAUUAGACCUGCUUCUUCAAAUCAUCCUACAAAGGUUGUAAAUCCACACCAGAAUCAGAAAUUAGUCGGCAUGGUUAAACAGGAGUAUGACUUGCCUACGGUUUUCAAUCCCACAAAUGGAAACGUGUUAUUGGCACCAAUUUAUGGGAUUUCUUCUCGCGGAUCGAAACCACAGGAGCAGUGUAUUCUCAAAGGCACUCUUCAUGGAUUUGACCAUGGACCUUAUGAUACUAUUCUUCAAAUGCAAUCAAUGCAGCAUCAGUGAACUAUGCAUGUAAUGGAGGGUUUAGUGAAAGUCCUGGAGGUGUUAAAACACGACCCUUUUCGGUGAUGCUGCAUUAAUUUCUUCAGAUGCUUCAUGGUGUUUUAUGUGUAUAUGUUGAGGAGGACUCGGGAUUAGACCUUAGUGAUUAGACUCUGAAGAUAUCAGUACAUAUUGUAUUCCUGUAUCGAAACUCCAUGACUAGAACUAGACAACCAAGCAUCCGGGGAAGUUAUUUUAAUUAAUCCGUGAAGCUUGAAGUUGUGUAAUAUGACUUUCUGAUUACUGUUAUGGUAUUGUAGUUUUGAUGAGACUUUCUGGUGAGCAAAGAUCUGUUGUGUAACUUUCUGUCCCAGAAGAACCAAAGUUGUCUGCAGAAUGUCCCUUGGAAGAGAAGAAGAGUUACCUUUCUCUUCAUUGUCCCAGGGGCUUAAAAUAAAUAAUAAAAUAGUUCCAG